This is a messenger RNA of Eutrema salsugineum, 1202 nucleotides long. RefSeq names its product E3 ubiquitin-protein ligase SDIR1. Bases 220 to 1038 code for a protein of 272 amino acids. The transcript has 9 exons. Lineage: Eukaryota; Viridiplantae; Streptophyta; Magnoliopsida; Brassicales; Brassicaceae. The record is from RefSeq and is a predicted model, not a curated record.
GUCAGGGUCGGGAUUCGGACAAAAAUCCCCCAAGGAAAGCGUUUGGCUUUCCGCGGAAAAAAAAAAAGCGAGCGAUAACUCGUCCCGAGUCGACUCGGUCCAACGGCGAUUUUGUCACUCCAUCUUCGCUCGCGGAUGUUACCUUUCAAUCUUUCAUCACCAGAGUAAAACCGAUCCUGUAGAUUCUCCACCUCCAGGCUCUUUUGCAUUUGGUAAAAGAUGAGUUUUGUUUUCCGGGGAAGUAGAGGAGAUUUAGAAAGCGGAUUCUCAGGAUUUAUGCCCGAGAGACGAGCUAUGCGUGUUCAUGGAGCUCGACCAGUGAAUUCUAAUUCCCUCGCUUUUCUGGUUACCGUUCUUUUGCUGUUUAUGAUUCUCAACUCGCAUCAGAUGCCUCCUAAUUUCCUGCUCUGGCUUGUGCUUGGGGUGUUUUUGAUGGCAACGACCCUUAGGAUGUAUGCGACUUGCCAACAACUUCAAGCUCAGGCUCAGGCUCAUGCUGCCGCAGCUAGUGACCUCUUCAGCCAUACUGAGCUCAGGUUGCAUGUGCCUCCUUCCAUUGCUCUUGCAACGAGAGGGCGUCUUCAAGGACUUAGGCUCCAACUGGCUCUUCUUGAUCGAGAGUUUGAUGACUUAGAUUAUGAAACAUUAAGGGCACUUGAUUCCGAUAAUGUUCCCACAAAUUCUAUGAACGAGGAAGAGAUAAAUGCACUCCCAGUACAUAAGUAUAAGGUGUUGGAUCCUGAAAAUGGUGGCUCUUUGGCAAAGCAGGCAUCAACCUCAUCCUCAGCAGAGAAGAAGCAAGAUGCUGGCAAUGGAAGUAAGAAAGGAACAGACGACGAGCUCACUUGUAGUGUUUGCCUAGAACAAGUUACCGUAGGGGAAGUUGUUCGCACUUUACCUUGCUUGCAUCAGUUUCAUGCAGUCUGUAUCGACCCAUGGCUUAGACAGCAAGGAACAUGUCCUGUCUGUAAAUUCAGAGCUCAUUCAGGAUGGCAAGAACAAGAUGGGAUUGAUGAUGAUGCUUCCGACAUGGUUUGAAAGUUCGGUUUUCGACACUUGUUAUAUUAUUAAUGUGUGUGAGAAUCGAAAUCAGCAGAAUUAGACCUCAAACAGAUCAUGUAAUGGUUGAUGAUGAUGAUGAGUUGUUAUAUGCAGUGCCACUUUGAUUUUGAAAAUCAAAGAAUUCUAAUGAGUCGGCACGU